AUGGACAGUCUCAAACCUGUCAAGCAACAUAUUCUCUGGAAAAAGAAGGCUGAGAUGCUCCAGUCUCGGGUGAAUGAGCUGGAGGAGGAAAAUGACUUCCUCAAGAGGCAGCUUGAAGAGAAGUCUGCACAAGAACAAGGUAUGGACUUGGAGAUAAUGGACACUGGAGGUGGGGAGCCACAGGCCAUGACUUUGGACUCCAGCACUGACACUACCACUGAUUCCAGCACUGACUCCAGCUCUAGCUCUAUCUCUGACUCUUCAGAUGAAGAAAAGAAGAAAAAUAAGCGUAAAAAGAAGAAUGGCAAGAAGAAAAGCAAAAAAAGAAAGAAGGACAACAAAAUGGUGAAGAGGUCAAACGGAAAAGGAGAGCGAGCCAGUGUCCCAGAGUUCUCAAUGAAUAUCAGUGAUGAUCUGGGGCCGGUUGCAUAA
This is a messenger RNA of Carassius carassius (crucian carp), 432 nucleotides long. RefSeq lists its product as uncharacterized. The record is from RefSeq and is a predicted model, not a curated record. The transcript has 3 exons. Bases 1 to 432 code for a protein of 143 amino acids. Lineage: Eukaryota; Metazoa; Chordata; Actinopteri; Cypriniformes; Cyprinidae.